AUAUAAUCCUUUUUAAAAUAAAUAUGACGGCACAACCUGAUGUUGCCAAAGUUUCAGUACUUGGUUCGGAAUCAAUUAUUGUUGGUUUCCAUUUAAGUGAAUAUCUUGUACGUGACGUUUUGACAAAUAUCCCAGCCUCCAACUACGUGCUUAUCACCGAUACCAAUUUGGCACCCCUUUAUUUGGACAAAUACGUCAAUGCCUUCAAGCAAGUAAGUAACGAGCUUUAUACGGCUAAAGGAGAGAAGGAACCACGCUUCUUUACCCGUGUUCUGCCUCCCGGAGAAAUGUCCAAGUCUCGUAAAGUAAAGGCAGAUAUCGAAGAUUGGCUUCUUUCAAAUGCUGUCACUCGUGAUACAUGUUUUUUGGCAAUGGGUGGCGGUGUCAUGGGUGAUUUGAUUGGUUUUGUAGCCGCUACUUUUAUGCGUGGUGCUCCCGUUGUACAGAUCCCUACAACCUUGUUGGCCAUGGUCGAUUCUUCCAUCGGUGGUAAAACUGCGAUUGAUGUACCUGCCGGAAAGAAUUUAAUCGGUGCUUUUUGGCAGCCUAAGCGUGUAUUCAUUGAUGUCAACUUUUUAAGAACUUUGCCUGAACGUGAAUUUGCUAACGGUAUGGCUGAGCUUAUCAAGACUGCAGCUAUUUCAGAUGAAAAUGAUUUUUGUAAAUUGGAGAAUGGCGUAGAAGCUAUUCGUCAUGCAGUUUUAGGCAAUGAUUCUAAUGUGCCCAACCAAGGUGCUACAUUAGAUACCCGCACCGAAGCACAAGACAUGUUAAUGGAUGUGAUUUUAGCCUCUGUUCGUUUCAAGGCAUAUGUUGUCACCAGCGAUGAAAGAGAAGGUGGUCUUCGUGGUCUUUUGAAUUUUGGUCAUUCCAUCGGUCAUGGUAUCGAAGCCAUUGUUUCUCCCUUAAUGCUUCAUGGUGAAUGUGUGUCGAUCGGUUGCAUGAAGGAAGCAGAAUUAGCUCGUAACUUGGGUCAUCUCAACCAAGUCGCUGUCGGCCGUUUAGCCCGUUGUUUCCAAUCAUACGGUUUACCCAUUUGUAUGGAGGAAAAGAAGGUCAAGGAUAGAAUCGGCAGUAUUUACUGCCAUGUAGAUGAUAUCAUGGAAAUUAUGAAGGUCGAUAAAAAGAACCAAGGCGAUAAGAAGCGUAUUGUUAUGCUCUCUGCCAUCGGUAAAACUUUAGAACCCCGUGCUUCCAUCAUUGCCGAUGCAGAUAUUCAUAAGGUCUUGGCCCCUGAACAACUCGUUUUGCCUGUGACCGAAUCCCCUACUGGUCCCAAGAAAGAAGUUGCAUUAACCACACCCGGUUCUAAAUCCAUCUCUAACCGUACCUUAUUGAUUGCUGCUUUGGGUAAAGGAACUGUUCGUGUUAAGAACUUGUUGCAUUCCGAUGAUACACAAUUCAUGUUGGCUGCUUUAAAGAGCUUAAAUGCUGCUGAUUUCGAGUGGGAAGAUAAUGGCGAAACCUUGGUCGUUCAUGGUGGUGGAGGUAGACUUAGUGUACCCGAUAAAGAGCUCUAUGUCGGUAACGCCGGUACUGCUUCUCGUUUCUUAACUUCCGUCUUGACCAUGAUCCCUACUGCUGAAGGCGCUAAAAACCCUACCGCUAUCUUAACAGGUAAUGCUCGUAUGAAGAUGAGACCCAUUGCUCCUCUUUUGGCUGCAUUAAAGGCAGAUGGUGCCGAGAUUGUUUCUCUUGAAAAGGAAGGCUUCUUGCCCAUUGCUGUAACCCCCAACGGUGGUCUCAAGGGUGGUCGUAUCGAAUUGUCUGCCUCUAUCUCUUCUCAAUACGUUUCUUCCAUCUUAUUAUGUGCUCCAUAUGCCACCAAAGAAGUCGAACUCGUUUUGGUUGGCGGUCAAGUGAUCUCACAACCUUAUAUUGAUAUGACAAUUGCUAUGAUGGAAUCAUUCGGUGCUGUCGUUGAACGUCUUCCUGAAAACACUUACAAGAUCAAACAAACCACCUACAAGAACCCCGAUAACUAUGUUGUUGAAUCGGAUGCUAGUUCCGCUACCUAUCCUUUAGCCAUUGCUGCUAUCACGGGUACCACAUGUACCGUCACCAGUAUUGGUUCCAACUCUCUUCAGGGCGAUGCUACUUUUGCCAUCAACGUACUUAGACCUAUGGGAUGUACUGUUGUCCAAACGGAAACGGCUACUACCGUCACUGGUCCCCCCAUCGGUCAACUUCGUCCUCUUCCCACCAUUGAUAUGGAGACCAUGACAGAUGCAUUCAUGACUGCCACUGUCUUGGCUGCUGUUACAUCUCCCGCUGAUCCCAAGGGUGAAAAUAUCACACGUAUCACUGGUAUUGCUAACCAACGUGUAAAGGAAUGUGAUCGUAUUGCUGCUAUGGUGCAUGAAUUAACCAAAUUCGGUGUUCAAGCAUCCGAAUUGCCUGACGGUAUUCAAAUUCACGGUAAGCCUAUCAAGGAUUUAAAGUCACCCAAGGAAGGUGUGCAUACUUAUGACGAUCAUCGUAUCGCUAUGAGUUUCUCUGUAUUUUCAACUGUCGUGCCUCACGGUACCAUUAUUAUGGAAAAGAAAUGCGUCGAAAAGACAUGGCCUACUUGGUGGGAUGAUCUUGAAGGUAAAUUGGGUGUUCGUUUGAACGGUGUGGAUUUCGGUACCAAAUUAUCGCAAACCGAAAAGAGUCUGGGUCGUACCCAUGCCAAAGCAACCAAGAAUAUGGACGCUGGUAAAUCCAUGGUGAUUGUCGGUAUGCGUGGUGUUGGAAAGACCACCCUUGGACAAUAUGCCGCUGAGGUAUUGGGAUUCAAGUUCAUCGAUGUGGAUCUUUACUUUGAAGAAACUUUAAAGACUACCGUAUUUGACUUUAUCAGUACUUGGGGUUGGGAUCAGUUCCGUAUCAAGGAAUCGGAAUGCUUGAAACAAUUGUUAGGAAAGGACUCAGAGUAUGGUCGUGAAUAUGUUAUUUCUUGUGGUGGUGGUAUUAUUGAAACCGCUGAAUCCCGUGAUAUUUUAAAGGAACACACCAAGAACGGCGGUAAAGUGUUGCAUUUGGUGCGUGAUCUGGAUCAAGUUGUUCGUUACUUAAAUCGUGAUAAGACACGUCCCAUGUAUGGUGAGGAUAUGAUGAAUGUUUGGUGUCGUCGUCGUACUUGGUACAAGGAGGUUUGUAACUUUGAAUUUGUUGCCUAUGCGAAUAGUAUCGUGGAUGACGGUUACGUUUCCCCUACCGAAUGGUUAGCCAUUAAAAAGGAUCUCCAAAGAUUCCUUUUCUUCAUCAGCGGUCGUGAUACCAACCAAGUAAACACUACUGCUGGUCGCGUCGGAGUACCCACUACUUUUGUAUCAUUGACUUCCAAGGAUCUUAACGCCGUUCUCGAAAACCUUGAAGAGAUGUGUGAAGGUGCUGAUGCUGUUGAAUUGCGCGUGGAUCUUUUACAAAAGCCUGAUUCAAAGAGUGAGAUGACCUAUAUUGAGUAUGUUGGUGAGCAACUCUCUCUUUUACGUAGAAUGGUGCCAAUUCCUGUUAUUUACACUGUGAGAUCGAAGGGCCAAGCGGGUGCCUUCCCUGAUAACGAUGAAGAAGGUAUGUUUGAAUUACUCACUUGGGGUCAACGUUGGGGUUGUGAAUAUGUUGAUGUCGAAACUUGUUGGAGUCCUGCCAGUAUUGAAAAGCUUGUGUCCUCCAAGGGCGAAAGUCUCAUUAUUUCCUCUUGGCACGAUGUUCAAAACGUUACACCUUGGGAUGGUAAGGCUAUUCAGCUCAAGUAUGACACCUGUGAAAAAUAUGGUGAUAUCAUUAAACUUGUUGGCAAUGCUCAAAGUUUCCAAGACAACAUGGCACUUGAAACAUUCCGCGCUUCCAAGAAGGAUGGUAAAGAUCUUAUUGCUAUCAAUAUGGGUGCUGCCGGUCAGUUAUCUCGUGUGAUCAACGAGUGUUUAACUCCUAUUACUCAUCCUGCACUUCCACAUAAGGCCGCUCCUGGUCAACUCUCUUUAGCCGAAAUCAAUAAGGCUCGUCAUCUCAUUGGCCUUUUACCUGCCCAAAACUUCUGGUUGAUCGGCACUCCUAUCCAACAUUCCAUGUCGCCUACUCUCCAUAACACUGGUUUCAAGGUCUUGGGUCUUCCCCAUCAAUACGGUCUUUUGGAAUGCCAUAUGGUUGAAUAUGCUGAAGAUGCUAUCCUCAAGGAUCCCAAUUUCGGUGGUGCCUCUGUCACUAUUCCUCACAAGUUAGCUAUCAUGAAGUAUCUUGACGAGGUGUCCGAUAAUGCUAAGGCAAUUGGUGCAGUGAAUACCAUCUUUGUGCGUGAUACUCUUGUAAACGGUGAGAAGAAGCGUGAAUUCAUUGGAGAAAACACUGAUUACAUUGGUAUGAAGCGUUGUAUUCAAUCCUUGAUGUUGGAUGCUACCAACCCUCCCGAGCAAGGUCUUGUGAUCGGUGCUGGUGGUACUGCUCGUGCCGCCCUUUACACAUUGCAAAAGAUUGGUAUCAAAAAGAUCUACUUGUGGAACAGAACCAUCUCUAAGGCCCACGAUCUUCAAAAGGCCUUUGAAAACAUUAUUGACGUGGAAGUGAUUGAUUCUUUGAAUGCCAAGAUUGAACCUGGUGUGAUUAUCUCUACAGUUCCUGCCGAUUCCGGUAUUGAGUUACCCGAACUCUUGUACGGAGGCAUCAAGGGUAUUAUUUGUGACAUGGCUUACAAGCCUCGUCGUACAAAGUUGCUUUUGCAAGCUGAACGUAAGGGUUGGUCUUGUGUUGAAGGCAUCGAAAUCUUGAUCUCUCAAGGUAUUGCUCAGUUUGAAAUCUGGACAGGAAAACGUGCUCCUAUUACCAAAAUUGAAGGUGAAGUGUUGAAGAAGUAUGAAUUAUAAACAAGAAAAUUCAUCGCAGAAACAAAAAAAGUAAUAUGUAAUAAAAAUGAAUUUUGUAUUUUUAAAAGCCAU
Mucor mucedo is the source of this 4916-nucleotide messenger RNA. Its product is annotated as EPSP synthase-domain-containing protein. The transcript has 3 exons. The record is from RefSeq and is a predicted model, not a curated record. Gene Ontology annotation, molecular function: shikimate 3-dehydrogenase (NADP+) activity; 3-dehydroquinate dehydratase activity; 3-phosphoshikimate 1-carboxyvinyltransferase activity. Gene Ontology annotation, cellular component: cytoplasm. The coding region runs from base 24 to 4844 and encodes 1606 amino acids. Gene Ontology annotation, biological process: aromatic amino acid biosynthetic process; chorismate biosynthetic process. Lineage: Eukaryota; Fungi; Mucoromycota; Mucoromycetes; Mucorales; Mucoraceae.